Trypanosoma theileri is the source of this 2817-nucleotide messenger RNA. RefSeq lists its product as uncharacterized. Lineage: Eukaryota; Euglenozoa; Kinetoplastea; Trypanosomatida; Trypanosomatidae. The transcript has a single exon. The coding region runs from base 1 to 2817 and encodes 938 amino acids. The record is from RefSeq and is a predicted model, not a curated record.
AUGGAAAGGAAAUCGAAUUCACUGUGCUCGGGACUGGAAAAGGCCAUUACAAACUUUUUAUAUAAUGGAGCCAUUGGCCGAUCUCAAGCAUUGUCUAUGGGACUGCAAAUCCCACUCUGGUUUUGGACCCACCAGAUUACUGUGGAGAGUGAACGUGAAAGCCGUGAGUUGCAGAAGGUUGUCAACAUUAUUCGUUGGUUUGAUGAGAAUGGUGCUAAUGUAGGUCAUGUGGCUAUUAUUGUUCCUGCUGAGAUAAAGUCUAAACUACGUGCUCAACUACUGGAUCGCUUUCAUAGCGAUAACACAGCUUUAGAGAGUGCUGUAUCCGAUGAGGUUCGACUUCCCACACUAUUGAGUUUACACGAACUUACAGCAAUGAAUGCACGGGACAAGGUUGUACAUCAAUAUGAGGUGGUUAUUUAUCUUAUUGCACUUCCACCUACCAGUGACUCGUUACCGGCAAUAAUGCAUCAGGAACAGUUUCUUUGUGAUGCCAUUGCUGGUGCGAAAGGUGCUUUUAUUUUAAUAGCGGAUGUGGGAUGGACUUCACCACACAUAACUGUAGGUUGGCCUCAGUGGAAGACUUUUGUAAUGAAAUUUCAAGAGGAAACACCACUUGUUUCGUCAGAAGAAUCGGAUAAAUUAUCUGAUAACGCUAAAUUCUUAUCAUUGAUUGGACAUCGCAUUCCAUUGUGUUGCCCCAAGCAUCUUAAUCAACGACAAUUGGAAUAUGGUAUUGCACCUAUAUUGCGUUCUUGCAAGCGACUUUGUCUUCAAUCUUUUAUUUGUCAGCGGGAGGGUCAUGUUUGUAUGGAUCCAUGCCAUCCGCGCGUAUCACAUAUGAGUUGUCCCUAUACAUGCGAAACCCUUAUGCCAUGUGGACAUGAAUGUUUGCAAAGCUGUUCAGAGAGGUGUAAUUGUUUUGAAGUUAUUGAACAUCCAUUAGAUUGUUCUCAUGCUAUUGUUAUUGGUAUAGAUCAGGCUACUUUACAGCCUAUAUAUGCUACAGUACGACACGUUUUUAAAGGAUAUUGCGCAGAUAUAGAACUUCCUUGUGCAGUUAAAUUUGUCACAGAGUGUGCACGUUGUUUAGGUCCACUAACUACUACUUGUUCUGAAGCGACUCAACAGCAUCAUUCACUGGAGCACAAGACAAUGCUUUGUCCAGGAUGUGUUCGUCUUGAACGUGAGGUACGUGCGAAAAUACUUGGUGAGAUUCUUGUUCAAACAGAGGAAGCAAAACGUCGUAUGAAAGUUGAAGUACAACGGAGUUUGCAUCAACAACGUAAAGCUUCUUCACAAGGAUUAUUUCAGGAAGGUAGUCGAGUAACUAUAUGUGAUAUUACUAAAAUUGUAAAACCUUUAUGUGCAGAUGCUGAUUUUCCUGGAGUUCAAUUUGUCGAUUAUGAUGCACCAGAUUUCUAUUCUAGUAUGGAUGGUGCCUAUGGUACUUUUGUUAGCCGACACGUAGAUAUUGAUGAUCUCAGUGAAGUACGUAAUCUUAUUCGACUACGUGACGGUCAGCAUGUUUUGGUUGCCGAUGGUGGAGUACGUCUUAUUCGUGCUCUUACAAAUGCUAUUACACAGAAGGCCCCCACUUUACUUUUAACGUAUAAUGGGAACGGCCAAUCUGGACAGACAUCAUCAUCAUCAUUAGAUAGUGCAGCCUUUGCUAAGUCGGUUAAAAUGAUUGGUCGGAAUUAUUAUCUUGCUAUUCCUGUACCACUGGGUGAUACUACUAUAUCUGAUAAGAUUGUGCAGGUUGUAUCGGUAGAUCCGGCCACACCAGAGAAUGUUGUUGUGGAAUGUUGUCUCACAACUGUCUUUCCACAUGCAGAUGCCAUGCGAGAUGCUGCUAACACAGAUGCAGAAACAGAAGCUGCAUCUAAAAAACCUCGCCUUGAGGAACCACGAUCGUCGUUAUCACAUCUACGUACUACUAUUGAAACUGUAACCUUCACGGUUCCAGCUGCUUCUCUGGAGCCGAUGGAGGGAUAUACAGUUGGUAAGGAGGUACUGGUACUGGAGCCAACUCGUCAAGUUACUAAUCCACAUGAUGUAGAGGCAUUUGAGGCCGUUCUCACUCAAACACCUGGACUGGAUUUGCGAGGAUCCACUGUGUCCACCGUUCCCAUUGGUAGAGAUACGCCCUUUGUUCUCUUGGGUGUUGUGAAUUCCCCGACAAAUCUUGAGAAGCGGUAUGGGCCCUGUGCGGUGUUGCGGCGGCAUGUGCGACUCACGACUGUGCGCAGUGGGCGGCGGGAUCGAGGCGACGGCCGACAUCCGUGCAUGGCGCAGUACGUGUGCAGCAGCAGUGCGGAGGAUGGCGUCGUGGUGUUGGUGCCGUUUGUCUUCACCGCCGCGGAUGAGUUGUUGGAGGCGGAGAACUCACUCGACGCCGCCGCGCAGGAGCGGUUUGAGCAGCGGGUGCGGGAGACCAUUGCGGAGCGCAGCGAGGAGUUGGCCAUUCGCCACGACGAGGAGUCCUUCCAUCAGCAGCGGCAGAUGCCGGAGGUGACACCGGCGGUGCUCGCGGAGGAUCGCACGGCGUACAGCACUCCCAUUCCGCUGCCAACCGCGGAGUACAUCGCCGGCGUGCGCACGAGACACGCACGGCUCUUGCGGGCUUCCACCACUUCACUGCGUCUCGCCAAGCAGAAGGACACUCUGGUGUCUAAACAGCAACAACUGGGACUCAAUAAAUGGAUUGACGCCAUGCAUCUUCGACAUGGACAGGAUGAAGAGGCAAAUGCAAUGUACUUCAAGGGUUUACAGCGGAAAGCUGCUGGUGCUUCUGCUGGUGCUGCUGUUAAGUGA